AGUGCUGAAAAUCAACCUUUAAAAUGAAUUAUUUAACAACUUUUUUAUCUACUAUCAAAGUCGCUAAUGCUUGCGUUAUACCAAAAAGAAACAUGCUAAAAUGUUCAAUAAAUCAUAUAUUGAAUAAAAAAAUUAUGGACAGAUACCUUCGGCUUCCAAUGCCUUGUAAUAAGGUUCUUGCCACAUAUGUAUGGAUCGAUGGUUCCGGAAUUCACUUGAGAAACAAGGAUCGAAUAUUGUCAUGCACCCCAUAUACGGCAGAAGCUGCACCAAAUUGGGCAUUUGAUGGAAGUUCAACGGGUCAAGCCGCAACUGAUAAUUCAGACACGCUCCUCAAGCCUGCUGCAGUGUUUAGAGAUCCAUUCCGAUUGGAACCACAUGUUUUAGUGCUUUGUGACGUAUACAGGGGCGACGGAAAAGCAGAUCCGACAAAUCACAGAAAAUUUUGUAACGAUUUAUGUGAAUUUCACAAAGCGGAAGAACCUUGGUUUGGUUUAGAGCAAGAAUAUACCAUGUUGGACAUUGAUGGUUGGGGUCUGGGUUGGCCAAAGGGUGGUGGUUUUCCUGCUGUAAAUUACGAGUUCUCUUAUUGCGGAAUCGGCGCGAAAUAUGUUGCAGGACGAGAUAUAAUUGAAGCCCAUACGCGGUCAUGCCUUUAUGCCGGUUGUGAUUUUGAAGGCACCAACGCCGAAGUCAUGUUUGCUUGUUGGGAAUUCCAGAUAGGAACUACAGUUGGUAUUAAGGCUCCAGAUGACUUGUGGAUGGCACGAUAUUUAAUGACUCGAAUUGCUGAAGAUUAUGGCGUCGACAUUACUUAUCACCCUAAACCAAUGGGACCUAAACAUCCUGGCGUAGGCAUGCAUCAUAACUUUAGCACAAAAACCAUGCGUUCAGAUGGUGGUUACAAAUUCAUCGAAGAAUGUGUCAAAAAGCUAGAAGCUAAUCACAUGAAGCAUAUGAAAAGGUACAGUGUGGAUGAACAAGGAAAUCGUAUGCGACUCUCCGGUAAAUUUGAAACAGCACCAUUCGAAAAGUUUUCUUGGGGUGUUGCCAAUAGGAAAUCAUCUAUUCGAAUACAACGAAGUGUUAAAGCUAAAGGUAAAGGCUUUUUCGAAGAUCGACGACCUGCCGGUGACUGUGAUCCGUACCUGGUUUGUGGAUUAUUAUUGGAAACGUGCUUGGGACCAGCCUCAGGUGGCGGCAGAACAUGCAAGUAAAGUUCAUUGUUAAGUACGGUUUUUGUAAUAUGUUUACCCGAUAUUUCUGUACCCUAUGAGUUUUUAUCCAUAAA
Molecule: messenger RNA, 1291 nt
Organism: Papilio machaon (common yellow swallowtail)
Lineage: Eukaryota; Metazoa; Arthropoda; Insecta; Lepidoptera; Papilionidae
Product: glutamine synthetase 1, mitochondrial-like
Exons: 1
Coding region: 24-1217 (397 amino acids)
Cellular component (GO): cytoplasm
Molecular function (GO): glutamine synthetase activity
Source: RefSeq, a predicted model, not a curated record